This is a messenger RNA of Rhopalosiphum maidis (corn leaf aphid), 1901 nucleotides long. Its product is annotated as cytosolic carboxypeptidase 6-like. The record is from RefSeq and is a predicted model, not a curated record. Gene Ontology annotation, biological process: proteolysis. Bases 1 to 1680 code for a protein of 559 amino acids. The transcript has 12 exons. NCBI's taxonomy places the organism in Eukaryota, Metazoa, Arthropoda, Insecta, Hemiptera, Aphididae. Gene Ontology annotation, molecular function: metallocarboxypeptidase activity; zinc ion binding.
AUGGCGGAUUACGAGUCUGACAGUGACGAAGGUGAAGCCGGACUAGGAAAUGUUACAAGAGUAAUCAUGCGGCCGGUUGGUCAUAGUGGCAAAGCCAAAAAAGGACAUUUGUGUUUCGAUGCUUCGUUUGAAACAGGAAAUUUGGGGAGGAUCGAUUUGGUAUGUGAAUACGAAUAUGAUCUGUUCAUACGGCCGGACACCUGCAACCCACGGCAUAGACUGUGGUUCAAUUUUGUCGUGGAAAACACAAGACAAGAUCAAAAUGUUAUAUUCAAUAUCGUAAAUAUCAGCAAUAAAAACAACCUUUUUAAAAACGGGAUGACUCCCAUAGUGAGGAGUACGAGCCGAAACACGUGGUAUCGCAUACCGAUCUACAGAGUGCACUACCACCGAUCGUUGUACCACGACAACAACUACGUUCUCAGCAUAUUGUUUUCGUUUGACAAGGACGACGAUAGCUAUCAAUUUUCGUACUCGUAUCCAUAUUCGUACACUCGACAACAAAACUAUUUGUCACUGAUUGAAAAAAAGAAGCUGCCUUACUUCAAACGCGAACUACUAGGACAAUCGAUCCAAAACAAAAGAUUGGACUUGAUUACUAUAACUAAUCCAAAAAAUAUGAAUCCAACUGAGAAAGUACACGUCGUUGUGAUAUUAGGAAGAGUGCAUGGGUGCGAGACGCCCAGUUCCUAUGUUUGUCAAGGAAUUAUUGAAUUUUUGAUUAGCAACCAUCCAGCCGUGGUACGCCUUCGAAAAAAAGUCGUCUUUCAAUUAAUACCGAUGAUGAAUCCCGAUGGAGUUACUCUAGGAAAUUCUAGGACCAAUUUACUAGGAAUCGACUUGAACAGAGCUUGGCACAAAAUAUCACAGUGGGUUCAUCCGAUAUUGUACGCCGUUCACAAUCACUUAAUGGAAAUCGAAAAGAACGAGAACAUGGAACUCGAUUUGGUAAUCGACAUGCACGCUCAUUCGUCUCUUCACGGUGUAUUUACUUACGGGAACGCAUACGACGACGUGUACAGGUACGAAAAACAUAUAUUGUUUCCGAAAUUGUUAUCCCAACAUAUUGAAGGUUACGAACAAGCGCAUUCAAUUUGCAACAGAGAUUUUAAAAAAUGCGGAACGUCACGGAGGUUUUUGUGUCAAUCGUUGAAGGAGAAAGUCAAUUGUUAUACGUUGUUCGUGUCGCAGUACGGCUUCAGUGUUUCUCCAAAAACCAUGAUUCCGUUCACUGAAGAUUCGUUUUACACCAUCGGCCGGUGCGUGGUGCUCGCGUGUUCCGACUACUUCAAAUCGACCGGCGUGCUGACGCCGCAGGACGUGGCUGUCAAGUGCGUCAAGAAACGGGAUAGGAAACGGAAAACCGUGUUGUACCGGCAGCGCGAGACACACCCGUCAUUCAAGAGGAAAAUUAAAAAAAAAUCGCUAGCGUUGAAGCGGGUGGACAUCAAAGAUACGUUUCGCAGUGCUCUGGCGGACUGCUCGGGGCGCCCGUCCGACGACCCGAACAGGGCGAACGCCAACAGGCGGAACAUGCGCUUUGUGGACCCUUCGAAAGCCGUUGACAACCGGCGGUCAUCGAACGCUGCGGACCGCGAGAACGUCACCGCCCCACACACGUUUUCAAUCAUAAACGUCAACGACAUCAUACGAGACACGGGCGCGUUGCUCAAGUUCUGAUGUGGCGGAUCGCUAUGUAAUAUCAUACAAUGUCAUACACUCGUGUAGUGAUGUUAUAUGUUUAUAUAGAUACCUAAAUCUGCAAUGUCGGAUCCUACGGGACAAUGGUUGGAGAGGGAUUUAUUUCAAACGUCCUUACCGAAUUUCCACUGGCGUUUCCACUUGAGCGUUUUUCUUUUUAAGGACGCACUUAGAUCGCGAUUCGUGAUACCUCUACAAUC